AUGAGUACCCAUGGCGGUUCGGGUAAGACAUUGGUGGUCGGCGUAGAUGUCGGAGGGACCAACACCGACAGCGUUCUCCUAGAUAUUUCCAAAUCUAGUGGCGAUGCAGUACUAGCAUCUCACAAAACUCCAACGAGCGCCAAUGUGACGCUGUCCGUACAAGCUUCGCUGGAGACAUUAUUGAGUAAAUCGACUGUAAAAGCUUCGGACAUUACCGCCCUAGCUAUUGGUACCACGCAUUUUCUCAAUGCCAUCAUCGAAAAGGAUACAUCUCGUGUUGAGAAAGUCGCGGUACUCCGUCUAGCAUCCCAUGGCUUCUCUGCUGGCGCGCCACCAUUUGCGGAUUGGCCGCGGGGUCUUGAGAAAAUAAUACAUGGUCACUCAGCUAUCAUCCCAGGGGGAUGUAAUAUCGAUGGAACACUCAUCGGUCCAAUUGACGAGGCUUCAGUUAAAGAACAAGCCGCAAUUAUUAAAUCCAAAGGGAUAAAAAACAUAGUUGUCGUUGGUAUUGGAUCCGUAACCGAUGAGAAGUAUCACCAGGAAGACACAGUGCACAAGUGGCUUCGUACGGAGCUAGGUGACGAUGUCAAUAUCGUCCUCUCCCACAACAUCGCAAGACCCGGCCUCCUUGCUCGCGAAAAUGCUUCGAUAUUGAAUGCGUCAAUUAUGAACUUUGCUCGACGGACUAUUCGAGCUUUUAUUGGCGCAAUUCGACGCAUCGAUCUACAAUGCCCACUGUAUCUCACAUCCAACGUCGGCCAUCUUUUACCAGCUUCAGAGGCCAUGCGAACGCCUAUCCGAGUAUUCUCGUCUGGAGCAACUAAUUCCAUUCGCGGAGCUGCGUUCUUAGCUAAGUCAUCAAUAUCGCAAGCCGGAUCCAUUGUCGUGGAUAUCGGUGGGACUACAACCGAUGUUGGGUAUCUACUAAAGAACGGCUAUCCGCGGCUAGCAAAGAGUUAUACUAAUUUGGCGGGCGUCAAGGUAAACUUGGAAAUGCCGUCGGUGGAAAGCAUUGGUCUCGGCGGUGGUUCCGUUUUACAUGUCGCCGACGAUGGAAAUGUAAUAGUCGGACCGGACAGUGUCGGACACGAUCUUACUACGAAGGCACUGUGUUUUGGUGGUGAUAUCGCGACCGCAACAGAUGUCGCAGUUACAUCGGGCGUCGCUGGUGUGGGUACUUCUCAGAUUUCUCUAACCGAGGAAACUGCGGCAAAGGCCAAUGCGCGGAUGAAGAAAAUGCUUGAAGACUGUAUUGACCGCGUUAAGCUUAGUCCGGAACCAUGCACAGUCAUUCUGGUCGGAGGUGGUUCGAUUCUCUGCCCGAAGGAACUCGCCGGUGUGGAUAAGGUAGUGGUGCCCGAACAUGCCGGAGUCGCCAACGCUAUUGGUGCCGCGAUUGCGAAAGUAUUUGGUGCAGCGGAGAUAAUCGUCAGGGGCGAUGGUAUUCAAGAAGGCAUUGCACAAGUUAAAGCCCGAGCUAUUCAAAACGCUGUUGCGCACGGCGGUCACGCGGAUACUGCUAUUAUCCUAUACGAAGAGGCUUCUGGAAUACCAUAUACUACAGACCAGACAUUGGUAAAAGUUGAGGUUGCAUGUGAGGCGGACCAUAAGAGGGUGCAUGAAGAGAUCGUUAGCACAUCAGUCUCCGACGCACUGAUUGAUCAAGUAUUAUACGAAGAAACUAAAAAGCACGAAAUCCCGGUUAGUAGAGAGGACGAGGAGGCGAAGGUCAAACUAAGCGAUUACAAACCGGUCGUUACUCCGGCAGGCGAGUGGAUACUCUCCGAAACAGAUAUACGCUUUCUGGGGAUUGGAUGUUAUAUCCUAGGAUGCGGUGGGGGAGGGUCACCCUACGCUCCGUAUCUUCACAUGCGCCAGCUUCUGCUAGAAGGCGAUACAAUACGAAUCACUCGCAUUGAGGACCUAAAAGAUGAGGAUAUAAUGCCCCCAGUUGCUAGCGUUGGCACUCCAGCUGUGAGCAUUGAGCGACCUGGAGGAAAUGGUGUAUUAUACGCUAUGCAGGCGAUGGAGAAAGAGAUUGGCGUCAAAUUUGAUCAUCUAGUUGCGACCGAGAUUGGUGGUGCCAAUGGUGUCGGAACACUGAUUUGGGGGAGCACGAGAUUUUAUAAUAUGCCUAUAGUUGAUGGAGAUUUGAUGGGCCGUGCAUACCCAAAUUUCGAAAUGAAGUCGCAAUAUCUUCAUGUAUCUUCUGUAGACGAAUUACUCCCGGUAAUUCUAUGCAGCGGCAGUGGUGAAACCGCCAUCAUACCCGCACCUCAACCCGACGUAGCUACCGCAAGCUUAAAAAUCCGUACUGCGUGUGUGGGGAUGGGUUCUGCUGCUGGAGCCGCCGGUCGUCCUUUCGAUGGGAAAAGUAUGCGUCAAUUUGGUAUCCCUAACACUUAUUCAUUAGCUUGGAGACUCGGUCGGGCAGUUGCUGUCGCACAGCAGACGGGCAAUAUUGUCGAUGUACCCAAAGCCCUAAUCGCCGUUGCUGGUGGUGAAAAGAGCGCGCAGGUAUUGUUUCAGGGGAAAAUCCGCAGCGUUAAAAGCACAUUAACUACGACAGCCCAUAGCUUGGGCGAGGUAACCAUCGAGAGGCUUAGCGAUAGUGAAAUGGAGACGGAAGUCGACAAGGUUGGAGAAGGGUGGGUGGAAAUUGUCGUACCUUUUAUGAACGAGAACUUGGUUGCUAUUGGGAAGAGGGAAGAUGGUUCUGAACAGGUUCUCGCUACUAUCCCCGACUUGAUCUUCUUACUCGACACUUCCACCGGCGAGGCCGUUGGUGUUCAAGAGUAUAGAUACGGUCUUAAGGUAACAGUUAUGAUCAUGGCCCCUCACCCAAUUUGGGCCACUGAGCGUGCGCUAGAAGUCGCCGGACCUAGCGCAUUCCAUCUACCUUACAGUUACAAGACCAAUCUAGAAUACACAAGGCCUGUUAGCGUUAUUGAUGAAUUUAGGCCUCAAGUAUAA
Hypoxylon trugodes is the source of this 2973-nucleotide messenger RNA. Its product is annotated as hydantoinase. Gene Ontology annotation, biological process: glutathione metabolic process. The coding region runs from base 1 to 2973 and encodes 990 amino acids. Gene Ontology annotation, cellular component: cytosol. Gene Ontology annotation, molecular function: 5-oxoprolinase (ATP-hydrolyzing) activity. The record is from RefSeq and is a predicted model, not a curated record. NCBI's taxonomy places the organism in Eukaryota, Fungi, Ascomycota, Sordariomycetes, Xylariales, Hypoxylaceae. The transcript has 4 exons.